Hippocampus comes (tiger tail seahorse) is the source of this 2948-nucleotide messenger RNA. RefSeq names its product calcium release activated channel regulator 2Ab (gene cracr2ab). Gene Ontology annotation, molecular function: calcium ion binding; GTPase activity; GTP binding. The record is from RefSeq and is a predicted model, not a curated record. The coding region runs from base 527 to 2746 and encodes 739 amino acids. NCBI's taxonomy places the organism in Eukaryota, Metazoa, Chordata, Actinopteri, Syngnathiformes, Syngnathidae. The transcript has 17 exons.
GUAGGGGGGAGAGCCUCGGGUCUGCAUCCUCAUGACAUCACGUGGUCGCUGGAUGACGAGGUAACUUUCAGACUUUUGUUCCUCUCGUUCGGCCGCGUCAUUCACGGUAAGAAGUUAUCGAAAUGUUCAUUUGGUUCGUCAAAAGUUGUCUUUCAUGACCAAACAGUAAUUUGGUGUCGUAUUAGUUUUGCUGGCAUUCUAGGUAUGAAGAUAAGCCCUGACGGUCUCGGGGGGGGCUUAGUGGCUUAUGAGAAAAGAUGUGAAAUUUUUCGAUCAUCUGUACUCAAAAGUUAAUUUGUGAAAAGUGCCCGAUUUGACCUAUUUAAAAUGUUCUGCAUGGACAAAAGCUCUGUGAUUGUGUUUGACGAAGCGUACACUUUUGAAAGGAACUGUUUUUCCCUUUGUUGUCAUGACAACCCAAAAGGGCUCAGCGCGCUUAACGCCACCCCACGGAUCUUGAUUCCGCGCUGACCUACAUGCCGCGCCAAGGUUUCGCUCGCUGAAGGCUCGCCGGAUCCAAUCCACGAUGGAACACGAGGAGGAGAGCAGGAGGCCCGGCGGCCGCGGCUCGGGCUGGGGUCACAUCGCCCUGCUGGAUAAGACCAAGGAGUUCUUCCAGACGUGCGACGUGGAGGGCCGGGGCUUCAUCACGCGCACCGACAUGAGGAGGCUCCACAGGGAGCUGCCGCUGUCGGCCGAAGAGCUGGAGGACGUCUUUGACUCUCUGGAUACGGAGCACGCCGGUUAUCUCACGCUGGAGGCCUUCUCUUCGGGAUUCAGUCAGUUCCUCCACGGCCGGAGAAUCUCCGUGACCGACGAGCCAGUCCUCACGCGGGAACCGGGUUUCCGGGCCAAAGAGACCUUCUACCAGAGCCAAUGGGAAGCCAAGCUGUCCGGGGGCGAGGACGAGGAAGAGGGACACUUCUGUAUGCUGCUGGACAGCUUGGGAGCCAGUAAUGUUUUUGAAGACCCGGACGAGGUGCGCUGCCUGUGGGCGCAGCUCCGGCGGGACGAGCCACACCUGCUGUCUAACUUUGAGGAGUUCCUGGCCAGGGUCACCCAUCAGAUCAAGGAGGCCUGCCGGGAGAAGAAGGACAUGGAGAGCGCCCUCCAGAGGAAGGCGGCGACGCACCACGACGAGAUCCGCCACCUGUACGAGGAGAUGGAAGCGCAGAUCAAGACGGAGAAGGACAGGCUGCUGCUGAAGGACUCGGAGCGGCUCCAGUCGAGAAGCCAGGACCUGGAGGACCAGCUGUCCUCCAAGGAGAAGGAGCUGGAGUUGCUCUUCCAGAAGCAAAAGAGGUUGGAGCUGGAGUGCCGCGAGCUGAGCAGCGAGAAGCAGGAGAGCCACGUGGAGAACGUCAAGCUGAAGGUGACCAACGACGAGCUGGCGCGGGCGCUGGAGAGCACCAGCCAGGAGCUGCUGGUGGCCCAGGACCAGCUCGCCCUGCUGCAGGAGCAGGCCGCGCGCCUCCACCAGGAGAAGGAGAUGGAAAUGUACAGAGUGACAGAAGGACUGCAAAGAGAGAAGCAAAGCCUCAUGAAGCAGCUCGAUCUCCUCAGGGAGAUGAACAAACAUCUGAAGGACGAGCGGGAUAUCUGCUCUGGUGUGCCAAGAACAUCCUUGAGGAAGAAGCAGAAGCAGCGAGUCGCCCUGGCCAACAUGUUUGACGACAGCAGCCAGCCUGCCAAAAGUGAGGACGACGCGGCCGCCGGCGUCAAUUCGCUGAAGAAGAGCGCCGGGUUGACCAACGGCUACGCCGGCCCCGCCCCUCCCAAAACUCACAACGCGAGGGCCAAGGGCAAGAAGGCCAUCGCCAGGUCUGCCAGUUUUCGGAGGACCGCCAGAGAACGGGCCAAGAGGGCGGAGACCAAGCCCGAAGUCGGGGACGAGGCGCUGGACUCCCCCCCGGGCGGUUGGCCCCUCCGCCGGGUCAUCUCCAUUGAAGAGGACCACCUGCCUCACCUUCUCCAGGGGGGUCCGCAGCUGCUCCUUCACCAGCUCAGCGAGGAGGAAGACGGCGAGGAGGCGCAGAGCGAUUUGGAACGUAGCGCGCUCACCGAGAAAGGGGGACGUUUUUUUCGGGCGAAGAAGAAGACCCCAAUGUCGCCGCGGGGUCAGCCGGUCGGGAAGGAGACCCAACAAGUGGCGGAAGUGCCCGUGUUAGGCCCCAGUCGUCUGUUUAAGGUGGUCCUGGUGGGCAACUCCAGCGUGGGCAAGACGUCGCUUCUUCGCUCCUUCUGUGAGGGGCAUUUCCACCCAUCCACCACGGCUACUGUGGGGAUCGACUUCAGCGUGAAGACGUUAACCUUGAACAAUAUGCAGAUCGCGAUGCAGCUUUGGGACACGGCGGGGCAAGAGAGGUACCGCAGCAUCACCAAGCAGUUCUUUCGCAAGGCCGACGGCGUGGUGGUGAUGUACGACGUCACGCUGGAGGAGAGCUUCAAGGCCGUGCGACCCUGGCUCGCCAACGUCAAGGAAGCUGCAGGAGAAGGCGUCCAAAUCCUUGUUCUGGGCAACAAAAUGGACAUGGACGGAGACAGGCAGGUGUCCUUUAAAGAAGCAGAACAACUGGCCCAGGAAAGCAAGGUGAUGUUCUACGAGGUCAGCGCCUACACGGGAAAGAACGUGACCGAGUCCCUGACCCACCUGGCCCGGGUGUUGAUGGAGCAGGAGGACCGGGUGAGAGACACCACCGUCAUCCUCAGCGCUCAGCCCUUGAAGAAAAAGGCCUGCUGCAAGUGAACAUGCCUUGGUGGAGGUCCUCUUUUGUAUUUAACCUUCAGCGAGGACGCUUACAAUAUGAUCCGUGUUAUCGCUAUUACUCGAUAUUGUUAGAACUUCGUCUGCUCUGGGGGAGAAAUCAUGCUUGUAGCAUUUUCUUGAUCCGACAUUAUUUGUAAUGCAAUCACAUAUUCGGGAUGAAUAAAAUAUUUGCAAUUGCGUU